Molecule: messenger RNA, 2273 nt
Organism: Erigeron canadensis
Lineage: Eukaryota; Viridiplantae; Streptophyta; Magnoliopsida; Asterales; Asteraceae
Product: protein DA1-related 1-like
Exons: 10
Coding region: 233-1990 (585 amino acids)
Molecular function (GO): ubiquitin binding
Source: RefSeq, a predicted model, not a curated record
AUGUAAAUUCCUUAAAGAUCUUAGUUUUUUUUUAAUUAAUUUUAAGUCUAAUGUGAUGUUAUUUUCAGCAGGUGUUACUGUUGAAUGUAUAUUGAAUGUGGGAACUCACAUAUCUUGAUUAUAAUCUUGGUGUUUAGUCUCUUUUGAUGAUCAAAUUCUAUGGUUUCUGCAAAUUCUUUGAGUUCUUGAAGAAAAAGAUUCAAGAGCGGAAUUCUGCAGAACGGUUUAUGUUAUGGGUUGGCUAACCAAAAUCCUAAAAGGGUUGAGCUCGGGUGAUAAAUAUUCAAGAAAACAUCAUAGGAGAUAUGAAGAUGAAGAAAUCUGGGAGUGUCCUCCGACUACAGUGGACACUUUAUCAGACUUUGAUAGUGAAGAAAUUGAUAGAGCUAUUGCACUUUCCCUUUUAGAAGAAGACGCAAAAAGCACCGUUUCUGUGGUAGAAGAUGAUGACGACACCAAAAGUACUAAUUUUGAUGUAGAAGAUGAAGACAAUGAUGAUGCACAUGAUCAUGACCAUGAUGAUGAUAACAAUGAUCAUCAUCAUGACCAUGAUGAUGAUGACGAUGAUCAUCAUCAUGACCAUGAUGAUGAUGAUGAGGAAGAGGAAGACCGUUCAUUUUCAUCUGAAGAAGAAAAUUAUCAGGCACAAGCAGUUUCCUCUCCAGAAGAUAAUGAAACAGGAUCAAACUCUCUAUCCGAAGAAGAAGAAGAAGAAGAAGAAGAUGAUAAAGGAAAAAAAGUAAUUGAUCAUGACGCUAAUACAGAGGAAGAUGAACAGCUAGCCAAAGCUCUUCAAGAAAGUUUACAUGUAGACUCACCACCACGAAACAACUAUGGAAAUGUAAUUCCGCCUCUGCCAUCCUUUUAUUCCGGUGGAUACAGGAUAUGUGUUGGCUGCAAUGCAGAAAUUGGGCAUGGGAGAUUUCUAAACUGCAUGGGAGGACUUUGGCAUCCAGAAUGUUUCCGUUGUCAUGCUUGCAAUUCGCCAAUAUCUGACUAUGAGUUCUCGAUGUCUGAAAACCGCCCGUUCCACAAAGCAUGCUAUAAGGAACACCAUCACCCAAAAUGUGAUGUUUGCAAGAGCUUUAUUCCAGCAAAUGCACGUGGUUUGAUCGAGUACAGGGCACAUCCUUUUUGGAUACAGAAAUACUGUCCGUCACACGAGCAUGACAGGACACCUCGUUGUUGCAGUUGUGAACGGAUGGAGGCACGAGACACAAAAUACUUGUUACUGGAUGAUGGUCGGAAACUAUGCCUAGAAUGCCUCGACUCUGCAAUAAUGGAUACUCAUGAAUGCCAACCACUGUACCUUGAAAUUCAAGACUUUUAUGAAGGAUUAAAUAUGAAAAUUGAGCAACAAGUACCAUUAUUGUUGGUUGAGAGACAAGCUUUAAAUGAGGCCAUGGAAGGUGAAAAAAAUGGUCAAGGUCAUCAUCACUUGCCUGAAACUAGAGGACUUUGUCUAUCAGAAGAACAAACAAUUAGCACUAUUACAAGGAGACCGAAGGUUGGGGCAGGGAGGCUAAUGGAUAUGUUUACUGAACCUUACAAGUUAGUUCGUCGAUGUGAAGUGACAGCUAUUCUGAUAUUGUAUAGUCUCCCUCGGUUAUUAACUGGUUCGAUACUUGCUCAUGAAAUGAUGCAUGCAUGGCUACGACUUAAAGGAUACUCUAAUCUUCCCCCUAAUGUUGAAGAAGGGAUAUGUCAAGUUUUGGCUCACAUGUGGUUAGAUUCGGAGAUCAUGGCCGGUUCUGGAAAUACAAAUGUUGCUUCAUCAUCUUCCUCAUCCACACCUGCUCCUGAGUCGUCAAAAAAGGGCAAAAGGUCAGAUUUUGAGAAGCAACUUGGUGAGUUUUUCAAGUACCAGAUCGAAUCCGAUACGUCUGCAGCAUAUGGAGAUGGAUUCAGAGAAGGUAACAAAUCAGUCCUAAAAUAUGGCCUGAGGAGCACUCUUGACCAUAUUCGACUUACAGGAAGAUUUCCUUUAUAAUCUGAAGUUCAAAGAAAUGUUCACACUGAAACUAUGUGUCAACCCGAUUUAGACAGAAUUACAGAAUUGUUCAUAAAUUUUUAUGUGUAUAGGGGGGGAAAGAAUACAUACAGAUUACAGAAAAACAUAUGUUUUGUCAUCUUCUCAAGACCUCACUUUUGUUGUUUUACAUACCAACAUAUUGUAGACUACUUCUGUGAUGUAAAGUGACUGCUUAAUACAUACUAGCAGAAAGAGGAACUACAAGAAAAUGCUAUACAUUACUCUUUUUUCUGUUGAUGGA